This is a messenger RNA of Phytophthora sojae, 2181 nucleotides long. RefSeq lists its product as hypothetical. Gene Ontology annotation, biological process: anaphase-promoting complex-dependent catabolic process; protein K11-linked ubiquitination; positive regulation of mitotic metaphase/anaphase transition. The record is from RefSeq and is a predicted model, not a curated record. Gene Ontology annotation, cellular component: nuclear periphery; anaphase-promoting complex. Gene Ontology annotation, molecular function: protein binding. Bases 1 to 2181 code for a protein of 726 amino acids. The transcript has 3 exons. NCBI's taxonomy places the organism in Eukaryota, Oomycota, Peronosporomycetes, Peronosporales, Peronosporaceae.
AUGCCGCUGCCCAAGCGCGCCUUCGUGGCGCUGCAGGACCGCUUCGUGAGCUCCUUAGCGGUGGCCUGUUGCCCUACCAUGGAUCUGGUCGCAGUGCUCACACUGGACCACCACCUCCUGGUUCACCGGACGACGUCAUGGCAAAAGCUGCUGCACAUUAAGCCAUCGGACGUCGGCUUCGAGAUAGUGACGCUGGCCUGGAAACCCGAUGGACUGCAGCUCGCUGUCGGCUGCGACGAAGGAGACGUGGCAAUUUUCGAGAUCGAGUCGGGCGAAAUUAUUCCCGAAAGACGGAGCAGUCUCCGUCAUGAACAUCGCAUCACGGCAAUGCACUGGGCUCAGAUCGGUGAUGCUGAGGCUUCAAAGGCAGGUCCCAGCAACAAACGGCAUCACCCGAAGGAUUUUGAAGGUGAUUGGGGGACGUCUCAAUCGAAGACGCGAUUUCAACGUCGUUCCUCGAGGUUUCUUGCCGGUCACAGUAACGAAGCAGUGAGUGACGAUACGGUGCUGGUUACUGCUGAUGAACGGGGCUUUAUCGCUUUGUGGUGGAUGGGGAGAGUGAUGCUGACGAGAAUCGACGUGAGCGAACACUUUUCGGAGGAAGAGCAUCAGUUUGUGGGUGGUCAACAGGAAGGGGGCAGUAAAGAUUGUUUCCGGAUUGAGCGGGUGGAUCUGGCGCACGAUCUGUCGUUGUUGUUCGUGUUGCUGGUCUUUUCGAGUAGUGAUGGUAGCCACCCAGCAGCGUCAGAGACGAAGCUACAUCGCAUUCUCACUAUCGACUUGGCUGCAAUCCAGCGCAUCCAUGAGGAUGUGGUGCUUGUAGCCGACACUGUAGAUCGCGUCCAAGCGAUUUUGGACCGAGUUGUUGCUACUGGAAGACAAAUGACCACAGAAUGGAAAAAUGCCACUCGCAUUUUUGAGCUCAAGAUGGGGUUGAUCGGGUCUCUAUACGAGAAAUACGCAUGCGAGGACCCCCCACAAGUCGACAUGCUGUCUGUAGCGGUCACGGGUAUAACAUCUCCUGCGCUCGCACAAUACUUCGCGCAAGAUAUUCAGGAAAUGAGUGUCCAUCGCAUGCAAAAAGCUCUAUUUAGUGGCUGUGAUACGUUGAGGACCAUCGCUGAAGACAGAAUGAAGCGUGACUUGGUUGACCUGAUAUUUCUGCUAUCGGAGAUGCGUGGUCGUGCGAAGUGGAGUCAGCAAGCUUACACAAAUACGCUCGGUAUUACGGAAGGCGCUCUUAAUACUCUCGUUAGCACUACGCAAGACGCUCUUUUGGAGAUGGAGAAAUUUACGCUGGUGCUUCAUGAAACUCGUCAGGACUUCGCACUCUUUUUCCAGUGGAUUUUAGAGCGUAUCCGUGUUCACACGAGCGCAAGAGAAGAUGGACCAGGUGGAAACGCGUCCCGUGAAGUAGGUGCUACUGCUCACGGCGCAAAAUCUCUCCUAAAUUUGCGACGACUGUGUGACUUUUUACAGCGCGCAGCAGAAUAUGCACAGCAUUACCGAGAGCAACAGCCAAGUCACAACAAGUACAAGAUUGAAACUACCUUUGGCAACUCGGUGUCUCGGCAACUGUCUACGCGGCCAGUCCCAUCAGGGAACAGCACUGAAAAGUCAUCGCAGGGGUGUCUUUCUCUCUUCAAAAGCCUUCAAGACCAAUGGGUUACUUUGCUCGGUUUGAUGGCGAAGACACUCGCAAAAGCCACCGCUCGUGAGAAAAGUGGGUGUUUCUCAAUAGGGAGCAGCAAGAAUCUCGUAGAGGAGUGUCACGUCCAUUUUCGCCACGCGUUUAGCUCGCAGAGGCUCGAUGAUACUGAAGAUGACGACCAAAGUGACGAUGAAAACCAAGAAGAGGCGAUUGACUGGGGCUCGUUAGCACACUUCGGACCUAAUGAAGAUCAUCCGACAAAUCGUAGCACGCUACUGUUGGGGUUUCGUCUGCAGUCUGGUGUUUUAGUGCUGCUGCGAGCGAGUCGUGGUGUAGACCCCCCUCAUGUUCACUCUUCUCAUCUGGUAUGGGACUCAGCUAUUGUCCGCUUUUCCGAUGACAAUUCAGCAACACCAAUCGCGUGCCAGAGUUUCGAUUUUUAUGGUGACGAAGCCUCGGGAAAAAGUGAGCAGCUAGCGCUUUUGCUCGACCGGAAGACUGAUGAAGCUCACCAAGGUACGAACUGUUGA